Cantharellus anzutake is the source of this 153-nucleotide messenger RNA. RefSeq lists its product as uncharacterized. NCBI's taxonomy places the organism in Eukaryota, Fungi, Basidiomycota, Agaricomycetes, Cantharellales, Hydnaceae. The transcript has a single exon. The record is from RefSeq and is a predicted model, not a curated record. The annotation marks the transcript as partial.
AUGGCAAUGGUCUGUCUGCAUGACAUUCCAUUGUUCCUUGUGAAUAUGUGGACCACAGGGGAAAAGCAAUUUUAUGCCCUUGCUCUCUUAUCAGCACUCCUGCAGCAUAUUCCAUCAUCUUGGAAAGUUGGUGUUCUAUACAAUAUUGGAUGC